AUCCGUCGCCCAUCCACCCUGAGCCCCGACCGACAUCAACCACGCCGCCCAAUACUUGCGCUUUUGCUCUGCCUCAUCCCCGCCCUCGUCAUACUACCAACGAGCUCGAGAAGCGCCUUCUGCUGUUCUGCUGGCUCGAGUCUCGGCCGGGAAAAUGCAACACGCGCGCGCCCAGGAAGGGAUCGAAAUGAGUUUACGCGAGCAUCUACUCGCAGCCAGUGGCUCUGGCUCUGCUCCCGCUCCCUAUCCACCUCCGCCCUCUGGUCCCCAGCCAGCUGCUGAUAAUCCAUAUCCGCCCUCCGAUUCGCAAAGCCCUCACGAUCGACUUGACCCCAACGUGACUGGACAGUACGACAUGAGUGGGGAUGCCGAUGGCGCAGAUCGCAAAGGCAAGCGUGAACUGUCGACGAGCAAGAGGGCCGCACAAAAUAGAGCAGCACAGCGCGCAUUUCGACAGCGAAAGGAAGGAUAUAUCAAGAAGCUCGAAGAACAGGUCAAGGAGUUCCAAACCAUGGACCAAAACUACAAAACAUUGCAGAAUGAAAACUAUCAACUGAGAGAAUACAUCCUCGGCCUUCAAUCGCGACUUCUGGAAAAUCAAGCCGACUUCCCACCCGCCCCUUCACACGUCAAUUUGUCCAGCGGAGCCGCAUCGCAAGCACAGCACGUCCACGCUGCCGAACGUCCAUAUGGCGCUGAAGAGCAGUUGCGUCGUGAGAUGGAGCAGCAACGCGCACCUCCAGCGGCGCCAGUCGUGGCACGCGAGGACGUGCAUCACGACGGCAUGACCCAACUUCGACAGGCCGCUGCUGUAGCGGACGCGCGGCCCCACACGUCUCCAUACGGUCUAGGGAAUAGCGAGUAUCAAAAGCGUCCUGAGAACUCAACUCAGCCAGCCUCAAGUAGCGACGCCAAGCCGCCUUCGUAA
Molecule: messenger RNA, 928 nt
Organism: Pseudocercospora fijiensis CIRAD86
Lineage: Eukaryota; Fungi; Ascomycota; Dothideomycetes; Mycosphaerellales; Mycosphaerellaceae
Exons: 4
Coding region: 155-928 (257 amino acids)
Cellular component (GO): RNA polymerase II transcription regulator complex
Molecular function (GO): DNA-binding transcription activator activity, RNA polymerase II-specific; transcription cis-regulatory region binding
Source: RefSeq, a predicted model, not a curated record